AUGCCUGCGGUAAUGGCCGGUCCGGUCACUUUUGCCCCGCCGGAGGGCAAAUCUAGCAAGAUGGCUAUCAUCAUUGCCGGAUUCGCUGCCUUUGGUGGUUUCCUGUAUGGAUACGACACUGGCUACAUCGCGGGAGUCAAAGCGAUGCCAUUCUGGUUACGUUCUGCUGGACAGCUUGGACCAGAUGGUAAAUAUAUGAUUACCACCGGCCAAGAUUCUCUUGUUACCAGUAUCCUCUCAGUCGGGACUUUUGUCGGCGCACUUUUAGCUUAUCCCAUUGGAGACAGGUUUGGUCGGCGAAUAGGCAUAAUGAUCGCGUGUGCGAUUUUCUCCGUGGGCGUUGCCUUGCAAACUGCUUCAACCACCAUACCGUUAUUUGUCGUCGGGAGGGUAUUCGCCGGCCUGGGAGUUGGUGUUGCAUCUUGCCUUGUGCCAAUGUAUCAAUCGGAAUGUGCACCAAAAUGGAUUCGCGGAGGUGUGGUUGCAUGCUAUCAAUGGGCCAUCACCAUCGGAUUACUAGUGGCUUCGGUAACGGUGAACGCGACAAAAGAUUUCAACAGUGCCAACAGCUAUCGCAUUCCCAUUGGCAUUCAGUUUGUUUGGGCAGCAAUCCUUGUGAUCGGUUUGGCCAUAUUGCCGGAAUCUCCGCGAUACUUACUCCUCAAGGGAAGAGAAGAUGAAGCCUGGAAGUCUCUUAGCCGGCUGUACAGUGCUCCGUAUGAUGACCCGGAUGUACAAGCGGAAUUCUCAGAAAUUAUGGCUAAUCUGGAAAAGGAGAGGUCUUUCGGAAAGACUACUUUGCUCGACUGCUUCAAAACAGACAAGAGAAAAAAUCUUCAAAGGACCUUGACUGGGCUGGGAGUUCAGGGAUGGCAACAAGCGGUAUUCGGGUAUCAAUUUGUACGUGAAAUACGCGAAUUCGCUGCCUCUCAGAGAAAAGAAAAACUGACAGAAAUUUUCACCUAUCGUUACUCAACCAUCAGCUUCUUCUAUUAUGGCACUACCUUUUUCAAAAAUUCUGGAAUCGAGAACGCCUUCCUGGUAACGGUAUUGACCAAUGUAGUCAACGUAGUAGCAACCAUCCCAGGAAUUUGGGCGGUAGACAAAGUUGGUCGCAGGACGAUGUUGAUUGCUGGAGCGGCAAUGAUGUUUACUUGCGAACUCAUCGUUGCAUGUGUUGGAACUUUUACUACGGCUGACAACCAAGCAUCACAGAAAGUUCUUGUGGCUUUCUCUUGCAUCUUCAUCGGAAUUUUCGCCGCUACCUGGGGUCCCGUACCUUGGGUUGUCACGAGCGAAAUUUACCCACUUGCCACUCGUGGCAAACAGAUGGCAAUGUCCACCGCUUCCAACUGGGUAGUUAACUUUUUCAUCGGGUUCAUCACCCCUUACUUGGUUGAUGCUGGUCCCGGUCAGGCUGGCCUGGGUGUCAAAGUCUUUUGGCUUUGGGCCGCUUUGUGUUUUGCAGCUUUGACGUUUUCAUUCUUCUUGAUCCCCGAGACUAAGGGCCUUUCACUGGAGCAAGUUGAUCUCCUAUACACCAACUCAACUGUUCUCAAGAGUAAUUCGUACAGAACCCAAUUGAUCGCGAACAACCUGCACGAGGGAAUGACGCCUGCCGAGAAGGCCUACCAAGAGAAACUGGAGCAUAUUUGA
This is a messenger RNA of Puccinia graminis f. sp. tritici CRL 75-36-700-3, 1656 nucleotides long. RefSeq lists its product as uncharacterized. Lineage: Eukaryota; Fungi; Basidiomycota; Pucciniomycetes; Pucciniales; Pucciniaceae. Gene Ontology annotation, biological process: carbohydrate transport; transmembrane transport. The record is from RefSeq and is a predicted model, not a curated record. The transcript has 19 exons. Gene Ontology annotation, molecular function: carbohydrate:proton symporter activity. Gene Ontology annotation, cellular component: membrane. Bases 1 to 1656 code for a protein of 551 amino acids.